CAAAGAAGAAGAAGUUCGUGAUACCGCUUGUUUGACAAAGUGGGAUUUGUUUUCGUUCUCUUAGCUUAGUGUAAUUCAAUAUUCUAAACCGUCUACAAUGAGUUCUAACAAGCCAGUUGAAAAUAUGGACGUGGAUAUCGACCAGCCCGGAGCGAGCACCAGUGACAAAUCCCCCGAAAAGGCGGUUGCGGGCGCUUCAGGGACGAGCGCUACAAAUGUGAUGGCCGGGUCAGCGACGGUUCCUUCUGUGACGGUGUCCUUGCACCCGCUUGUGAUUAUGAAUAUUUCCGAGCACUGGACACGAAUCCGCGCCCAGGCGGGUGUGAUAAAACAAGUGUUUGGCGCGCUGAUUGGGAAGCAGAAGGGGCGCAACAUCGAAGUCAUGAAUUCGUUCGAGCUGAAGACGGAGGUGGUGGACGACGACGUGGUCAUUAAUCGAGAUUACUACAACGCCAAAGAACAACAAUACAAGCAAGUGUUCAGCGACUUGGACUUUAUUGGAUGGUACACGACUGGCGAGAACCCCACCGAAAAGGACAUCAAAAUACACAAGCAGAUUUGCGAGAUCAACGAGUGUCCGAUUAUGCUGCAACUGAACGCUUUGUCGAGAAACGUAGAUCAAUUGCCAGUUAGACUGUUCGAAUCCGUCAUCGAUAUCGUGCAAGGAGAGGCUACCAUGCUGUUCGUGCCGUUGACGUACACCCUAGCCACGGAAGAGGCGGAGCGCAUCGGAGUGGACCACGUAGCUCGCAUGUCCACCAAUGACAUGGGGGAGAAGUCAGUGGUGGCGGAACAUCUAAUCGCUCAGCACAGUGCCAUCAAAAUGUUGCACUCUCGAGUUAAAAUGGUUCUGUCGUAUGUCAAGGGAGUCGCUGCUGGCCAGCUGCCUCCCAAUCAGGAGAUUCUGCGCGACGCUUACUCACUUAGUCAUAGAUUACCUGUCGUCCAAGGCCCCAGAUUUAGGGAAGAAUUCUACACGCAAUCGAACGAUGUCGGCCUCAUCACGUAUUUGGGAGCGUUAACCAAGGGAUGCAACGAUAUGAAUCAAUUCGUCAAUAAAUUCAAUGUUCUCUACGAUCGGCAAGGAAUGGGCCGCAGAAUGCGCGGAUUGUUCUUUUAGGGUGUGGAUUGUUAGCGGGAGUGUAGAGCAGGAAGGAGCGAUGUUUGUGGAAGCAAUGUUAUAAACCGGAAAAAAGAGGAUUUCCUAUAAAAAAAAUAAAACUCUAAUUUUUGCUUUA
This is a messenger RNA of Hermetia illucens (black soldier fly), 1238 nucleotides long. RefSeq names its product COP9 signalosome complex subunit 6 (gene CSN6). Gene Ontology annotation, cellular component: COP9 signalosome. Gene Ontology annotation, molecular function: protein binding; metallopeptidase activity. Gene Ontology annotation, biological process: protein deneddylation. The coding region runs from base 98 to 1120 and encodes 340 amino acids. The record is from RefSeq and is a predicted model, not a curated record. The transcript has 6 exons. NCBI's taxonomy places the organism in Eukaryota, Metazoa, Arthropoda, Insecta, Diptera, Stratiomyidae.